AAUGAGCCUCGCUCAGGAUCGUUUCUUAGUUCAGACACGGACGGAGAGCAGACAGAGACAGUCUCUUCUCCUCCCCCUCUUCCUCCUCCGUACUCUUCCUCAUCUCUCUUCUGUGUCUCUCCAUCCAUAUGCGUCUUUUGGAUACCUCUAGAGCGCGUCAGUCCGCCUGGAUCAGUCCAUCCUCCCUCCACAUGUCCUCUCCACUGUAGUCCCACUGGACGCUGUUUUUAAGGUGAUGAUGAUGAUGAUGAUGAUGAUGAUGAUGAUGAUGAUGAUGCCUGGCUAAAAGGCUCGCAGCAGUCUUCAUCCUCCAGCCAAACGCAGCGGGAGCGCCGCCUGAAGAAGAGCUUGGUGCUACUGCCUUCCUCUCUUGGAGCGAUCUGCGUAAAUGGAUUUAUGUUUGUCGAAGAAAAGUUGGAUUUUGAAAAGAGCCCCGUGGACACGUAACAUGGACAGAUUCGGAGUGCGUUUGUAGAAUCGGUGCUUUUGUGUUGGAAUCACACCGGGAGAGGAGAUGCACAGAGCGUGGAUACUCUUCUUUCUGAUAGAAGAGGGUUUUGCUCUGGCACAGCGAACUAAAGAUCUCCCAAGCGACCAUGGCGCCCAGACCCCCAACCAGAACGACUGCGGCACGUGGGUCCGCAACAUCAACGGUGGGGUGUUCACGUCGCCAAACUACCCCACGACGUACCCACCCAACAAGGAGUGCGUUUACAUCCUGGAAGCUCUACCCAGACAAAGGAUCCAGCUGGCUUUCGAUAAGAAUUACUACAUCGAGCCAUCUUUCGAGUGCCGCUUCGACCACAUCGAAAUCCGGGAUGGGCCAUUUGGGUUCUCGCCCCUCAUUGAUCGCCUGUGUGGGGGAAAGAACCCGGGACUGGUCACAUCGACGGGACGUUUCAUGUGGAUCAAGUUCACUAGCGACGAGGAGCUGGAAGGACUCGGAUUCCGGAUUAAAUACACCUUCAUCGCGGACCCUGAUUUCCAUCUGCACGUGGGCGGACUGCUAAACCCCAUCCCAGACUGUCAGUUUGAAAUUGGUGGAUGGGAUGGGAUUAUUCGCUCCAGUCAGGUGGAGGAGGAGGAGAAAGUGAAGCCUGGUGAAGCUCUGGACUGUAUCUGGACCAUCAGGGCUCCUCCUCAGUCCAAGAUCUACCUGCGCUUCAUGGAGUACCAGAUGGAACACUCCAAUGAGUGCAAGAAGAACUUUGUGGCCGUGUACGAUGGCAGCAGCGCCAUCGAAAACCUCAAGGCCAAGUUCUGCAGCACCGUGGCCAACGAUGUGAUGCUAGAUAACGGAGUGGGAGUCGUGCGAAUGUGGGCUGACGAGAAGAGCAGACUCAGCCGAUUCCGCAUGCUCUUCACCUCAUUCGUUGACCCCCCCUGUUCAGGCAAUUCAUUCUUCUGCCACAGCAACAUGUGUAUUAACAACUCCCUGGUGUGCAAUGGAGUUCAGAACUGUGUCUACCCAUGGGAUGAAAACCACUGCAAAGAGAAACGAUCUAAGGGUAUUUUUCAUCAGAUCACUAAGACCCACGGCACCGUCAUUGGUGUCUCGUCAGGCAUCGUGCUGGUUCUUCUUAUCAUCUCCAUCCUGGUCCAGAUGAAGCAGCCGAGGAAAAAGGUGGUAGCUCGCAGGCCCGGUGUUUUCAACAAGGCGGGCUUCCAGGAGGUGUUUGACCCGCCCCACUACGAGCUCUUCUCUCUGCGUGACAAGGAGAUUUCCUCAGAUAUGGCCGACCUGUCCGAGGAGCUGGACAACUUCCACAAGCUGCGGCGCUCCUCCACCAUGUCCCGCUGCGUGCACGAGCACCACUGCGGCUCGCAGGGCUCCAUGGCGACCGGCGGCGGCAGCAUGAAGCACAGCCGCACCACCCUGAGCUCCAUGGAGCUGUCCUAUCACAACGACUUCUCCAAGCCACCUCCCAUGAAGACGUUCAACUCCACGUCCAGCUACAAGAAGAGCUGCUACGGCUACAAGCAGCACUCACAGACUCACGACUGCGACCAGCAGGUCAUCGAGGACCGCGUCACAGAGGAGAUCCCAUGUGAGAUCUACGGCCGUGGUGUAGGAGGAGCCACCGGUGGAACCAUGGGAACCAUGGGAGGAGGACCGUCAGGGAUUGCAGGAGGAGGGAUCGGAGGACCGGUGGGGAUCACAGGAGGAAUGGCGAUGGCAGGGGGAAUGGGUAUGGGGGGAGGAGUGGGCAUGGCGGGGCCCAGUGGCAUCGCUGGAGGGAUCGGCGGUGGGAUGGCAGGAGCCUGCGGAACCCUCGGUGUCCGCGGCAACAGCGCUCGCAACAGCACCACAAUAGUUGACCCAAACCAUCGCUCCAUGUCCAUGGACUUCUAGGCGAGGAACGGAAUGUCUUGAAUUUCACUCAUUGGAAGAAAAGACAGAAGAAAAGAAGACAGGAGAGAUCACAUUAAUCUUAAAUUGAUCACUCCUCUUCCCACUUCUGCCUUUGCUUUUUAAACAGUAAUAACAUAAUUACACACUUAAGGAUCUUCUCUCAAACAGUCGCCUGAAGGUUGGGAAACGAAUAGGGAUCAAGGAUCCAAAAGACACAAAAAAAACGGACUAUGGUUCCAUUAUUAAGGAUUCUGAACGACGUAGGGUGCAGGAGACAUAUUAUCUCUCCUCCGGUCUAAAACUCAUGUAAUCUCUCCGUUUCAUAAGAAGAGGGUUCUUGCAUGCAGACCCAGACUUCUCUCUGUUUGGGAGCCGAUACGACCAGGUAACCAUUCUGAAACAAAGAGAGAAAAAAGAUGAAGACACACCCCUGACUGAGUUUCUACAUGUAUUCACCUGUCAUGCACAGAUAUAUGAUAUAUAGUGUGUCUUCUAAUCAUUUGAGUCUUUAUUUUUUGUCAGUGUACUGUACUGUUAAAACCAGUAUAUAUCCAGCCUCAUGACGACGCUUGGCUUUUAACUCCUUAAUCUUUUACAGAUGUUGCUCAGAUGAUUUAAUGAUGGUGAUGAUGAUGAGGCUGAUGAUGAUGAUGAUGAUGAUGACGAUGUUAACGAUGUGAUAUAACUAAUAAUUCUGUAAUUUUAAUGGUUACCUUACACAUAAUUGGAAGGUAAACUCCAUUCAGUCUCUCCUCAGGAAGAGCACAUGUAGAGACUUAUUUUAGUAAGAAAUACAGAGAGAGAAAGGUCUAUUCGUGCUCUGUGAGCUUUAUAGCAUAUGGGCGUUAUGGCUUUAAGUGAUCAUUUAUGGAAUAUAAAAAUGUGUGGUUUGAGUCCUGGACUGAAUCAAAAUAGCAACCAUCCCACUCCCAAACCCCCUUAGCAGGAGAAAAUAUAAUUUCUCAAUUCCCCUCAUGAACUGAGUGUGUAAAACAAGCACAACCUGUUUCCAUGAGGAGACGGACAUGUAGCCUAAAUGGGAUUUAUGAUUUGAACCACUGGUUGUAUUAUUUCAUUCUGUUGAAUUAAAUGAGAGCAUACUCACCU
This is a messenger RNA of Gymnodraco acuticeps, 3460 nucleotides long. RefSeq names its product neuropilin and tolloid-like protein 2. Gene Ontology annotation, molecular function: protein binding. The transcript has 10 exons. The coding region runs from base 515 to 2353 and encodes 612 amino acids. Lineage: Eukaryota; Metazoa; Chordata; Actinopteri; Perciformes; Bathydraconidae. The record is from RefSeq and is a predicted model, not a curated record.